This is a messenger RNA of Capsicum annuum, 1379 nucleotides long. RefSeq names its product auxin-responsive protein SAUR68. The record is from RefSeq and is a predicted model, not a curated record. Gene Ontology annotation, biological process: response to auxin. The transcript is spliced from 2 exons. Lineage: Eukaryota; Viridiplantae; Streptophyta; Magnoliopsida; Solanales; Solanaceae. The coding region runs from base 777 to 1226 and encodes 149 amino acids.
AUACAUACAGUGUAUACGCACGCACAGAAACCACGCGUACAACUCCUCCAGCGUACAGCCUCAACAAACGACAACAUCAAUCGAAAAACACCUUCAAAAGUCCGAAUCCAACAACCAAAUCGACCCGUUCUCAAACCGGAAAUGACGUGUUCCUAUCUCCCUACUCUUAUUUCUCAGAAAGAACUCUCGAAUCUUCUAGAACGAGGGUGAGUUGGAUCAUCUAACGUCCACAUUCCGCAAAUUUCGGGAUAAUGGUACGGAUUAGGUACAUAUUUGGGCAUUUUUCAUUGGUUGGAAAAAGAAUUUGGUUUUUCCCAUUUUUUUAAUUGGUCCACCGGUUGCCAUUUUCUCAAGAAAUCCAAAAAAAAGUGCUGAUCUGGUUUUGGAAUGGAAUUCAAAUUUUUCAACGGGUGGUUUCCCUUUUUACCCUAAUUUGUCUUCUAUAAAGAGCUCGGUUGAGCUAUGAGAACCAGUUUUUUUUUUCCUCUCUUCUUCACUUCCGGAUUGGAAAUUUUGGGUCUGAAAAGAGGGGGGAAAUCUUUGAGACAAAAGGGAAAUUUUUUUUCUGGGGUACACAAUUUGAGAGGAAAGACAAGAAAGAAAGAGAAGGAAGAAAGAAAAAGAAAGAAAACUCUUGAGAAAAUUCUGUCUUGAGUGGAAAUUCUGUUCUUGUUCAUCGGCUAAAUUAGAGUUUCCGUUGACGGUGAAGAAGUUUCCUGGUGGUGGUGAUCUCCAUACUUAUUCGUCGUCUCAUUUUGCUGCUCUCUAAAAGAUAAAUGGCAAUGCUCAGCCCUAAGAAACUCAUCAAGAUGGCCAGGAGAUGGCGGAAGUUUGCAGCCAUGCAGAGGAGGAGGAUUUCGUUUCCAAGAAAUGGCAGUAAUGCAGAUGGUUGCAGUACAUCCUCAUCCUAUACUGUUGAAAAGGGCCAUUUUGUAGUGUAUACAAUUGAUCAAAGGCGAUAUGUGUUUCCCCUGGCUUACCUUGAAAAUGAGGCCAUUGUGCAACUUCCAAACAUGUCUGAAGAAGAGUUUGGACUGCCGAGUGGUGGCCCUAUUACAUUGUCCUGUGAUUCAGCCUUCAUGGACUACAUCAUUUCGCUAAUCAAGAAAGGUGUAACUGCUGGAGAUCUUCACAAAGCUUUGUUCCUCUCAAUUCCUUCAUGUUGCUGUACUUCAACUUCAUAUUUGCACCAAGAAGGUGGAAACCAACAGCUUCUCGUUUAUUGACUAAUGAUAUCAUGUUCUGUAAAUGAUAGCACAAAAUAGAAUGUCUAGCAGUUGAGAGUGUCAAUUUUUUGCUAAAUACCUUUCAAUAUUGAGAGUCUUGUCAUUAAAUAGAAAAUAUUCAAUGAUUACAUCUAUAAAGAUCUGUCUUUCUAA